This is a messenger RNA of Gongylonema pulchrum, 255 nucleotides long. Lineage: Eukaryota; Metazoa; Nematoda; Chromadorea; Rhabditida; Gongylonematidae. The record is from the annotation of a GenBank genome assembly.
AUGGACGAGCACGACACAUUCCUCCGGCUUGCCACCGUACUCUUCCUCGUUCGGCCCGAAAAAGCUUCGGGAAGAGGCGCGCGUUACACGUGGAGUAUGCGCAAGGAUCGGCCGGCCGACUGGUCUCAAAUGAAAAAACAUCGUCGAUCAAAGCACAGUAUUAAUGGUAAUGACGAUGAUGCUGAAGACGAUGUUGACAGUGAUUGUGGUGGCAGUAGUGAGAAUGGUGCGUUGGGCGCAGAUCUGUUUCAGUGA